CCUUGUCACGGCUCAUUGUUUUGAUUUUUGGUGCGCGCUUGUUGUGAAUCGCCAAUCUGUGUAAUGAAAGACAAACUAAUGACUUUAUUUAUUUUGUGUUGUUUUUAAUUUUUUUUCAUAUAACGUUAGACACUGCCACAUAUAUCCUGGCAUUUAUUUAGUGUCCUGUGUGGCACCGAAUGCUUUAAAGGCACUUAGACUGCAUGUAAUAUAGACUACAUACUAAAAGUCCACAUAACUGUAUUUAGAGAAUCAUGGACCCCAAUGCACUACUGUCCAGUAAUGUUUGUCAGACACAUAUGAAAUGGGUUAAUGGAUUUACUGAGAUGUCGCCCAUCUGUUUACCCAGUAAACGUAAACGAAAUGAUGUGAAUAAUGUAAAUGGAAACGAAGAAGAGGGUCCAAAGGGUUUUCCCUCCAAAGAGAGCUUGAGGAAGCGUGGUUUUGUCUUGAUUGAUGGCCAGAGAGGUGUUUACUACUCCGAGAGCUGGGAGCCCAAUGGAAGCACUUUAUACCUUCCUGUAAAUGGCACUUUGUUAGCUAACAUUGAAAAAUAUGACCAGAUCAGCUUUGAGCAGGGAUGCUUCUGCAUUGGCAAUGCAGCUGGUGGAUUUCAACAGAAAGUCCAAGGUCAAGCGAUCCAUUGCUGGCGAUAUAGUGAACGUGAGCGAAAGCUUUUCAUUGCACUGUCUUACUUGUUCACAAACUUGCAAGUGUUCCAGGACGUUGUCAGUGCUCUUGAUUGUCUCUGAGGAUUCUGGGUACACAGAGUUGGCCUGUGUUAUCUAAACUAAAAAGCACAGACAAAUCCUAUGUUAUUUAGAACAACCUAGAUAUUUCUCUUCCUUGUUACAAUGUCUUUUUAACAUGAUUUUACAUAUAGUGAUAUCAAUUGAAAUAUGUGCCUUUAUGACAGUAUAUUUUUGUUCUGUUCUGUUCUGUUCGCUGUUCUUGUAUCAUUGUCAACAGUAAAAGAUAUCAGUCAUGUUUGAUAUCUAACAAAGCACAUUAAGUUAGUUUUGCAACAUCAUUGUUUCACUAAUAUGAAUACUGAUUUGUUUUUCAUGAUAAACAGUUAUAAGCGAUCCUGCAGCCUCAGUUAUUGCUGUGAACCAAAGCAUGACAUGAAAAUGUGACACUUGUAAAGCUUCUGAUUUUGUGCACAGUAUUUGUACUCUAAGAAUGUUUGUACUGCUAUAGUACAUUGCUGUUGUAUGUGUUUUAGUUUUGGUGACUUCUUAUAUUUUUUACAAUAAAAAGUAGGACUAAGAAAUAGAAA
This is a messenger RNA of Megalobrama amblycephala (Wuchang bream), 1279 nucleotides long. RefSeq lists its product as uncharacterized. The transcript has 4 exons. Lineage: Eukaryota; Metazoa; Chordata; Actinopteri; Cypriniformes; Xenocyprididae. The record is from RefSeq and is a predicted model, not a curated record. Bases 255 to 752 code for a protein of 165 amino acids.